This is a messenger RNA of Patiria miniata (bat star), 6744 nucleotides long. RefSeq lists its product as uncharacterized. The record is from RefSeq and is a predicted model, not a curated record. Lineage: Eukaryota; Metazoa; Echinodermata; Asteroidea; Valvatida; Asterinidae.
AUGGAGACACCUACCGGUGUCAUCACUGUCUUGGUGGUAUCAUUGCUGAUGAGUAACCAUGGUGUUUUGUCAACGGAACACGGAAAACAUGUAAACAACCACCAUCAUCGUAACCAUAGCCAUCUCACUCCGAGUACUUCGUCUCCCAGAGUCAGCGAAGACGUUCUCUUCUCGGGCAUUCCAGUGAAGACUGCCCUGCCAGAUUCUGUGGAAACAGAGGAUGCCCUUGUUAACAAUAAUGGCAUGCACCAAGUACGUGGUGACGAGGCAAACCCGGGAAAAGACGCUGAUGAAGACGAAACCAGAGAGGAACUCCAUCAUCACCACCAUCAUCGUCCCCACCACCACCAGCCCCAGGGAGAUAUUGCUUCGCAACAAAAUGACACCAUCUUCCUUCCAAAGAAUCGUAUGAAGAAUCAUCCGGAGACCGUUGUCAUGGAAUCCCACGGCACUAUGGCAACGGAGGCAACCAUCACCAACCCUCCCGGAACACGUAAAGCAGUUAGAAACAGAGAGGAACAUCCUAACCAUCUUCGAAGCAAUUCUUCACAAACACACCAGGCGAGUACCUCCCCAGUUUCCAUGCCAACGGAAAUCUUUAGUGAUGACAUGCAUGCAGUGCACAAAGAAAACCACCAUCCUAAACUUGCCAGCAAUUCGUCUUCAAGACCUGAUGAUAGUAUCCUCCCUGAGAUUCGUUUGGCAAGUGGCUCCACUUACCCUGCGGCAAUCGAGGAUGGGCCUAACAAAGACGAAGCUAAAGAAGUGGGCGGUCAUCAUCAUCUUCCCACAGACAGUCCUCCGAGACCUAAUGAUGCUAGCCUAACCCAUGCUCAAUCAAUGACUGUAUUCCCUCAUAUGACUCUUAGUGAGGACGAAAUAAAAGAAGACAACGUGCAGAAAACCAGAACCAUCCUCCCUACAAACAAGCAAGAACCUAAAGAGAAAGAAGGUACCAGUACAGUCAAGACUGUGCUUCGCAAGCAAUACACUGUUUCACCAACUGCCACACCGGACUCAACUUCCAGAGAUUCUUCUCAAAUUUUUGAGGCUUCUCUUCAAAAAGACGACACCCAUAACGCCAAGAUUGAAAGUUCAGUUCCAUCGAGCCUAACCGACGCUCCUGAUGCCAAACCAGGCGAUGUUCUCUCCUUCCAAGGAGCAGAGGACAUUCUUGUUGGUAUAAAAAGAAUGAUGUCUCCAGAGCAACAUCCAACAGCACCAGCUGAUGAAGAUGAAACAAAGACUGCAAUACUCCCGCAGAUGCAUCCAACACCCCCAUCAUCAGAUUCCAUGGCAACAGAAGCCGGCAUUGACCAAAUCCGUGGGGAAAUGAAGCAGAAGCAUCAUCAUCAUCACCACCAGCAACGUGUCUCCAAUAAUUCAUCUUUGGGACCAGAUUAUGCAAUCCUGCCCGAGACCCAUAUUCAGACAACACCACCUGAUUCCUUGGAAAUUGAGUCCGACAUUGGAAGUGGCAAAUUUCCAUCAAGCCAAACCGAUGCCCCUGGUGCCAAAGCAGGCGAUAUCCUCUCUUUUCAAGGAGCAGUAGAUAUCCUUGUUGGUAUAAAAAGAAUGUCACCAGGGAAACAUCCAACCACACCGGCUACUAUAGAUGAUACCAAAGGUGCUACACUGCCUCUGAUCCACCCAACAUCUGCGUCAUCAGAUUCUAUUGCAAUUGAAACCAACAAUGACAAAAAUCAUGAGACAAACAAAGACACAAGACAGGAGAAUCACCACCACCUCCCAAGCAAUUCACCUUCCACACCAGAUUAUGGCAAACUCCCCGAGACCCAACCCUCAACAUUUCCGGAUUCCAUGGCAACAGAAAACAAAGAAGCAAACAAUGACAAAGAGCAUGAGACAAACGAGGAAAAGCAACACAAGCAUCACCAUCAACAUCGCCAUAAUCACCAUCCGAUUCUCCCCAAUACUUCAUCUCCGACACCAGAUGAUGCAGUCCUCUCCGAGUCCUAUCCUAUGACGACACACCAUGAAUCCAUGGUAUCAGAGUCAAACAUCAAGAGCCAAACCGAGGCUCCUGGGCCAGAAAGAGGAGAUAGUCUGUCCUUCCAAGGAGCAGUGGAUAUCUUGGUUGGUAUAAAAAGAAUGAUGUCACCACAGCAACUCACAACCUUGCCGGGUAACGCAGAAACUCCAAGCUCCAAGAUACCAGUGACUAAUUCUGCUGAUUCUUUACCUUACAAAAAUGGCGAGGAAAAAUUACCUGCAUUCAAAGAAUCAACCACAAAUCCGUUUCCCAUCAAAGAUACCAACACAGUUACAAGUACCUUCUCUCCAAAGCCUUCUCAAGCUUUCAUGAGGAGCACAGGGUAUAACGAGCUUCCUGAAGCCGUCAACUCUCCAACUUCUACUUCACAACAAGACCACUUCACCGACGAAAGUCAAGUUAAGAUCACUAAGGGCAAGUUAGUGACCCAAGCCGGUGCUUUGACUGACAAGGUUUCAACAUCAGUGACACCCCAACCUGUGAAUAACGACUCAGACCCGCAGCUUGUUUUCUGGGAAGUGGAGUUUGUUGAAGAGCAUGAAGUGGGAGAUGCUCCAUUUUCUCGUGCCUCCACAACUUCGAGCCCACUACAAGACACAGAUUCUUCGACUGAAAGUAGUUCUUUUAUAGAUCGGACCACAGAAAUCGAAGAAAGUGAAUCAGCUUUACAUGUUUCUGGCAGUGAAAGUGUCUCCCAGCGCAAACCUUCAUCCGAAAAACCAGUCGAAAGACCCGUUACUAGCGAGGGAGCAAUCCAGGCACAAGAUAAAAUGACUACUGCUGUUCAUCGGCCAGCAGAAAGAGUUAACCAAGAGAUACAUAUCCAGGGAAGUGACAAUCCCUUACCUCGAGAGUCCAAAUAUUCAAAUGCUCCAACACCAACUAAAGUUGGCAGCACUGAUACACCAUCAACCAGAGCAAGUUUACAGUUGGAAACCGAGGAAGUGAAUGCAUUGCCAACCACAGAGGGGGCACUUAAAACACCCACCUCAAAAUCAAAGCCUGGCAUUUCUCAGCCGCAUCUCUUUCUCUGGGAAGUCGAAUUGAUUGAGGAGCACACAGUCAUACCCCUGGCUGAUUUGAGUGCAACCCCCGCUACCGAAGGAACUGAAAAAUUGGGAGACAAAGGUGUACCAAUAAAAGUUGAUGAGAAACAGACCACAGAAUAUCCAAUGCCUGUCACUGAAAUCAGCGACAAAAAUUACCAUAUCAGAGAAAAUUCAUUAUUCAAGGAACUGGAAGACACCUCAGAACAUGCGCACACAGUUCAACCUUCUGAACAAUUUUCAACAAGUUCCUCAAUCAUAAUCGAAGAAGAAUCCGAACAUAAGCCGAAGCCGGAAUUAAAGGCCGAAUCGAUCCAGUCAACUGUGAUCUCCAGUGUAACACAAACCGAGCAAAAACCACAGACAGAAUCAGUUCUUUCUGUGACCUCUCGGAGUUUCACUGAAGGGGAACAUCAGCCAAAAUCUGCAUUAGAACCAGAACCAGAACCAGAACCACGUACUACACCUAAAUUUCGAGCACCAGAUAUGCUCUCUUCGCUUACAACCCCAAUUCCCGAGCAAAAUCCAGGAAUUGACAGGUGCUGUAGUGACGGAACAUUUCAACAGGUAGGAUCGUCUACUUCACCUAAACCAGAACCAACAUUCACAACCCACGUUCGUCUGGAAUCAGGGUCGACCGACGAAGUUCUGUCGUCUCCAACGACCUCACUGCAGCGGUCAACGAUGAGGUCAGGGGUCAUAAUUGACGGUCAGAUUCCAAUCAAUCAGCAAGCUCAUUCACCAAGGCAAAAUUUGAAUCCGACAGCCGAGUCAGAACCAAGUCCGUAUCCAUCGCCGACUCAAUCUGUGGUAGAAGACAAUUUUCAGACAACAUCCCGUGACACUGAUAUGGUGGGCGUGAUCUUUGUUGACCCUGAGGCUGGAACCCCAGCAGAAGCACUGUUACCACAAAGCACCGCAGCUAGACCUUCCUUGGAUGAAGUCACAAUGUAUCAGUCCACGCUUGGGAGGUCAGAUUCUCGACCCAAUCCUUUACCAGAGCUCACAUCACAUGGAAGCAUUCCACAAACUGCUUCUCCAACUUUGAAAACGAAUGACCGCGUAUUAUUCGAGGACAGCCAACGGACAACUGUCUCAGCCGUGGCUGAACCUGAACCAGAGCCGAUACCCGAACACGUACCACUGCCCAAUUACGACCAGCAAUUUCACACAACCGCAUCAUCUGAGCCGCGGCAAUCGAGCGGCAGUACAGUGUUCCAGUUGACAACAGAGAAUCUCCCAGUAGACAUUGUUGUGGGAGAAGUAAAAGAGCCCGCUUCGCCCGAUCCCGAACCAGAGCCCAGUCCGGAACCGGUGGAACCCAGUCCGGAACCGAUGGAAUCCAGUCCGGAACCGGUGGAACCCAGUCCGGAACCGGUGGAACCCAGUCCGGAACCUGUUGAACCCAGUCCGGAACCGGUGGAACCCAGUCCGGAACCUGUUGAACCCAGUCCGGAACCGGUGGAACCCAGUUCGGAACCUUUGGAACCCAGUCCGGAACCGGUGGAACCCAGUCCAGAACUGGUGGAACCCAGUCCAGAACCGGUGGAACCCAGUCCGGAACCGGUGGAACCCAGUCCGGAACCGGUGGAACUGUCUACAGUGUCAGAUCAGCGGACAACUGUAGCGUAUCGGGCAUCAGGAUCCAACGGCGACUUGGCGACUGGAGAAGGAGACCAAGCUGCAGGCGACGAUGACCCAAAAGAAGGAAGUUUGACAACGCUUGCGACCAAGUCAGGUGAAGCCAAUCCCCAUCACUUUGAGGGCCAGUUUACGAUUCUGACAAUGGAUGGCUACGAGGUCACGUACUCCAGUCAACUUGAAGACAGAAACACCGCCCUCUAUAAGGAGUACAGUCAUGCAGUCUGCAAUGCGGUUAUUGAUAUUCUCAGCCAAGCGUACAGCAGCAAUCCCAGCCACUGUCAAACAACUGGAUUUCGAUCGGGGAGUGUGGUCGCUGUGUUUGAGGUUGGAACGAAGGGCGCCCUCAAUGCCGAUGACAUCCGUUCACACCUGGCGGCGGCUUUCGGGUCCGGCGACCGAGCGGUGGCUGGAUUACAGGUUGAUGGAUCAUCGGUGUCCGUUCGAAGAAUCGAAGAAUCGACGCUUCUGGGAUUCGAUCAUGGGACGCAGGCUUCAAUGGCCACCGCGAUUUCCUCCGAUGUGGCAUCGAUAACACAGGGAGGCACUCAUUCGGUUGCAGUAUCGACUCCUGGCAGAACGAAACCUGCUAUCCCCGGCGGAACAAGUAUCGUGUCAUUGGUACCCGAAGUCGCAGUGUCUCAGGAGUAUUCGGGACGAUUCCGAAUACUUAGUAUCGAUGGGCAGGAGGCGGUAUUUACAUCGGAUUUAGAGGAUCGCAACUCGGAGAAGUUCAAAGUUUACAGUGGCAUAGUUUGCUCUGAGAUUCUGACAGGUUUAUCCGACGUCUACCCCGAUGAUCUUAGUAGCUGCUUCGUGGCGUCAUUUCGCCGGGGAAGCAUCAUCGCUGACUUCAAGGUCCGAUUCAAAGGCGGGAGCUUGGUCACGGAAGACGGCAUACGCUCACAGCUGAUCCGGGCAUUCACUAGCUCAGAGAGCCCUGUAGUCAGUCGGCUAGGGGUCGACAAGGAAUCCUUCCAAGUCACAAAAAUCGAAAUAGACAAGCAUCUUCCCCCAAACUUUAGUGGUGUUUCUCGAGACGGUUCUAAAGACGAGGGUGGUCUUGGUGGAGGUGCAGUAGCGGCCAUCAUACUUUGCUGCUCGUUGCUGGUGCUUCUGUUGGUCGCUGUCAUCGUCUACGUGGAGUAUCGAGACUACCGUAGAUACAAAGUCGUCAAAAUGUCAACGGGAUGGCGGCGCGUCAACGUCGGUGAUGCACCAACUGGUUCGCCAGUCUGAGUGACGUAAUAAGUUAUGACUAUGCAAUAAGCGAGUUCGGUACUCCAACUGCGCAUGUGCACAUCAAGAUUUGCUGAUUUGUCUUUCGGGAUAACAGUCAUCGUAUGCGUGCAAGAGCAUAACGGGGUACCAGCAAAAUUGAAGAGAUCAUCGUGUUCUGAAGUAUAACAUUUUGCAAAAAAAACUUUGGACAGCGAAGUGUUUUAAGGUGUCUUGUGCGUCAAAACUUUUGUGAGAACGAAAGUUCCAUCGCGUUUCGAUUGCACAUAUUAAAAAUGCAGAUUUGGUUACCACGUCCCCCAUAGCCUUGGGUGCAUUUGCUGUGCACCAGACUAUUUUGGAAUACCGAACUGGCUUAUUGACCCAUUGCUUAACGCGCCCUCACUGUACUCUCAGUGUUACUGCAAGUUCAAAACUUGUCUUAUGUGAGGGCGCUCUAAGCAAGGGCUCUAUAAUUAUAAUACAUAAGUUUACGGUGACUAUUGAGGGAAAUUAGUGGUUUUCUUUACACAGAACAGUUUUUAUACGACUUGUGUAUGUUUGCCAUCGAUAUAAUACUGAAGAUACAUUAAAGGCAUAUAGAAUCACUUCAAUUAUCCCCAAGAUAUCCUAACGAGUUCUUAUUAAAAUGCUUACUUGGACUAAAGAUCGUACUGGCACUUAAGAGUGCCGUGAGAUUAUUCCGUCUGGCUUGCUGUCAUUUACAGGAAAUCAAGAAAUGUAGGUGGUUUCCAACGAUCCGUCAUUUACUAGAUAUUUUUUUAAUAAAGAGAGCCAUAGACGAAAUCGUGUUUCGUGAUCAAA